GGCACAGGGUAGCCACAGCGGUCGCCACAAGCGGAGCAAGGCGGUGUCCUGAUCACGUGGUCCGACGCCGCUUCACCCCACCCCUGCCUGGGUCAGGCCUGGCCUGCGCCUGCGCGGGCGCGGGCUCGCUCGCCGGCCGUCCUGCGGGCGGGCGCCCGCGGCCGUGGGGAAAUGCAAUUAUCAAUAUUGGCUCCAGAAGAAAGAAGGCUAACAAUGGAAAAUUCUGGCAAAGUUACCAGAAAGCUGUCCUCAUCAGUGCCAUCCUCAGUGGAUGUCACAGGUGAAUUCUUAUAAACUUGAAGUACCAAAUAAUGGAAUGGUGAUAAGCGUUUAAAUUGUGUGACUCCAGGUCCAGGGGAUGAUCCAACAUACUCUGCUAGCCUCCUAAGCACCUGCCAGCAAGUGCAUACACACGUACAUAGAUUCUGACUAGUCUGUGGCUUUAUUGUCUCUGAGGAUCCAAUGCCUAGCAGAAGACCAAAGUUCACAGGUUAAAAAUUUUUUUCCUAGAGAAGAAAGAUCAUAAGCACCAUGAUGGACUCAGGAGCGCAUGACAAGAGGCCCCCAAUGCUGACCUCUUCAAACCAGGAUUUGUCUUCUCACAUUGCAGACGUGGGUCAGAUCAAACAUUACUUCUGUGGCUGCUGCGCAGCAUUCAACAACGUGGCAAUCACAUACCCCGUCCAGAAGAUUCUCUUCCGGCAGCAGCUGUAUGGCAUCAAAACCAGGGAUGCCAUACUCCAGUUGAGGAGGGAUGGGUUUCGAAACUUGUAUCGUGGGAUCCUGCCCCCACUGAUGCAGAAAACAACCACGCUGGCACUCAUGUUUGGUCUGUAUGAAGACCUAUCAUGCCUGCUCCUCAAACAUGUGAGCACUGCUCCCGAGUUUGCCACCAGAAGUGUGGCAGCAUUGCUUGCUGGGACAACAGAAGCCAUUCUCACUCCAUUGGAAAGGGUUCAGACUUUGCUUCAGGACCAUAAGCAUCAUGAUAAAUUCACAAACACUUACCAGGCCUUCCGGGCCCUGAGAUGCCAUGGAAUUGCAGAGUAUUACCGAGGCUUGGUGCCUAUCCUUUUCCGAAAUGGAUUCAGUAAUGUCCUUUUUUUUGGCCUUCGAGGGCCAAUUAAGGAGCAUCUGCCUACUGCCACUACGAAUAGUGCACAUUUGGUCAACGACUUUAUCUGUGGAGGUGUGCUAGGUGCCAUGCUGGGGUUCUUAAGCUUCCCGAUUAAUGUUGUCAAAGCCCGAAUACAGUCUCAGAUUGGUGGGCCAUUCCAGUCUCUCCCCAUGGUCUUCAAGACAAUCUGGCUAGAACGGGACAGGAAACUGAUCAAUCUUUUCAGAGGCGCCCAUCUGAAUUACCAUCGCUCUCUCAUCUCCUGGGGAAUAAUCAAUGCAACUUAUGAAUUUUUGUUAAAGAUUGUAUGAUGAGGUCACCACAUGAAAUGUUGUUCUCGACCAAUUAGACCUAAAGAGAAUGCAAUUUGGCUUUGUUCCUAAUUGGCUUAAAUACAGGUUGGUGUCAGUAAGUCCAGGCCAUAAUAAAUUACAAAGCAUUGACAAUAAAAGGUUUCAAUGGGCAGAUGUCAGGGUUUUGGUUUGAUCAUUACUCAAGAGCUUUAGGCUGUUACUUGGUAACAAGCCAUGUAUCUGAUGACCUUUUCAGGGCAGCUGUCAGUCAAGAUGAAUUCCUUUUCCUCCUGGAAGGGGUUGCUAGGCCUUCUUAUGGAGACCAUGGCAUCAGCAGCCAGAGCAUGUGUUCCUAUCCCAGGGCUUCUCAGGCUCAUGUUCUCACCUCAUUUAUUGCUUCUCUGCUCUUUGGAGGGUCACCUUCCUUAACCCCAAGCGUUGUAUGGUGAACCGGAGCAGAGCAGAUAGAAGUCAACGUCUUAGCUAUAGAGUUCCAUGAUGAAUUGUUGGAGUUAGCUUUGAAACUAAGUGCUGUUGAGAUAGUCAUUAUCCAAACUCCUUUUACUUAGAUUUGAUAGAACUGAGCAGCUAAGCUUCCAUUUCACUGUUUAACUUUGAGUAUUGUCUGUUUAAUUUUGAAUGUGACUUUAAGUCCUUCCAGAAUGCCCUUGUGUUUCUCUGCUGAAUUCAUUGCCAAAAGACAGGCUGACCUAGGUAACGUUUGUCGUGGGCUUCAUCCUGUUAAGCUGUUCAUCACAGUAUCUACUGUUUUUGCUUGGCUUCUUUGUGCUACUGGUGCCAGCGUAGCUGGCCAGUGGGGGCACUGUCCCUUGUGAGUAGUAACUGUCAUGUUUGUCAUCUGUUCUCUGGUACUAGACUUAAACGAAAAUAAACACUUCCAUACAGUUUUA
Messenger RNA from Phodopus roborovskii (desert hamster), 2321 nucleotides. RefSeq names its product solute carrier family 25 member 51 (gene Slc25a51). The transcript has 4 exons. The record is from RefSeq and is a predicted model, not a curated record. The coding region runs from base 532 to 1428 and encodes 298 amino acids. NCBI's taxonomy places the organism in Eukaryota, Metazoa, Chordata, Mammalia, Rodentia, Cricetidae.